AAACAGCGUGAGAGCUAGUUUCGGUUUAACCGACUUGACCGCAGUGGAGUACUUGGGCAGAGGGGAGAGAAAAUAGUCUCAAAACACUUUCUACGUGUAUAAUCAUGCAUGCAGUCUUUCUACAUGUAACUUAUAAUCAUUGAACAUGACGCAGAACCAUAUCGCGCUGUGAAUCACGUGACGUUUAGAGUUCAUCAGACAUCGCAACGCGGAGCAGGCCUACUUCUGGAGACAAGUUAAGAGGAGCACAAUAAUCGAGUUUAGCGGGCAGUUCAUGGACUUUUAGUCAGGAAGUGCUCGUCUUGCUCACUGAGAAACUUCCUGCUUUUCUUCUGGAUAAUCAAGGACAGAACUAUGCAGGAUAGUAGGGAGACGGAUAUUUUACUGAGAUUUUGUAUGAUUUUUCUGUUAAAUGUUUGUGUUGUUUGUCUUUGCCCACAGAAUCACUGUCCAGCAUCACUGUCAGCUCUCUCCUCUCUUCUGUAUCUCAUCUGAGCAUUCCUGCAGAAAAGGGAUGGAACAUAUAUCUGAUAGAGAGGUUAUUUCCAGUCCUGAACCCGUAACCAGAGAUCAGUUCAUCCAGUACUCCGGGGGGCUGACGCUGGAUCUAAACACGCUGUCUAAACACCUCCGUCUGUCUGAGAGGAACCGAGUGAUCCGAUUCUCUUACACUGAGCAGGAGUAUCCUGAUCAUCCAGACAGAUUCAGCUGUUGUCAGGUGUUGUGUAAGGAGAGAGUGUGUGGACGCUCUUACUGGGAGAUCGAGUGGACUGGUCGUGUGUAUUUAUCAGUGUCAUAUAAGAGCAUCGGGAGGAAAGAAUUGGGUCAUGUGUGUGACUUUGGACGUAACGAUAAAUCUUGGAGGUUGUACUGCUCUGACUCCAGAUUCUCGUUCUGUCAUAAUGACAAAUGGAUUAACGUCCCUGUAGUGUCCAGCUCUGAUAGAAUCGGAGUGUAUGUGGAUGAGAGAGCAGGAAUUCUGUCCUUCUACAGCGUCUCGGACACAAUAAUGACCCUCAUCCACAGCAUCAGCACCACAUUCACUCAACCUCUCUAUCCUGGACUUGCAAUAGUUUCCAUUCAUUCUAAAGUGACACUCUGUGAUCUUACAAUGUAGAGACCCACAUGAAACUAAUGCUGUAAAGCUGCCUCCCCAGGUAUUUAUCCGAUUGUAUUCAGUGCAGAGACGUACCAAAUAACGGUCAUUCAACUUAACCGGAAUUCUCAUAUUAGCGCAAACGUUAGAGUUGAACGUUAUUGGAAAGUGGCGAAUACGUCCCAAAUACCAAACUUGUGAAGAUGUAACCGGAUCUUAGUUCCCGGAAACCGCUUUAUUCAGCAGGUAAUAUUUAAUACAUUCAAUCCAGUGCCUUUAUGCAGUGUUUAUCUAAUCUUAUUCAAAAAACUCAGUAUAAUAGUGGUGCAACGGAUCACAGAACCCACGGUUUGGAUCAUUUUACUGAUUUUGGUUGACGGAUCGGAUCAUUUUCCAGAUCAUCUAAUGUAAACGCAUGUCAUGGUUUUAUUAUAAUAUAAGCUGUUUGGAUAAUUUUAUAAAAAUUUUGUUAACAUACCCUGAUAAUAUCAGCAGAUUCAUUUAACAGUAAUUAAUUUGUCAUUCAGUAUGCAUGCAUUAUAAAAAACGAAAUAUUUGUGUUAUAAGUAAAAUAUAAACGUAUAUAAGUUUAUAUGUUAAUUACUAACAAAAUAAGUAAAAAAACGAAAUAUCUGUGUUAUAAGUAAAAUAUAAACGUAUAUAAGUUUAUAUUUUAAUUACUAACAAAUAAGUAAAAUAUAAACGUGCAAUCAGAGUAAACGGCUGACAAAUGGAUCUCUAGAGAUCAGAUUAUGAAUGUGAAGGGUGUUAUGAGGUGUCGAUCAUGGAGUAAGGAUCUCUACUGACUUUCUCUGCUUUACUGAAUUAUGAGUGAUUGGCGUUUGCGCGUGGAUCGCAUCAUUUGCGCUUUGACUCAACACAUUUCUUAAACUGCUGCGUUAGGCUAGCUGUAAAGUUAAGAUGUUUGCCUUUUCAUACUGUACUCAUCCAGAUACUGAGAUACGAGAGUGUGUACUUGCUAAAAAUAUCUUUUACUGUAUGGUGAAUAAAACUACAGUUAAUCCGCGGAUCACAUGCAUUCCGAACUGUAGAGCACGAUCCAAGACAGGUUUUUCUAUACAUGACAGUUUUUUUCCAUUACUGGAGUUUUUCAUUUAAAUGAGAAUCUAUCACAGUAUAUCACAUCUUGAGUCAAACUGCACUGUACCUCAGCAUCAGCCAUAUAUUUUAGCCAAAGUCUACAACACAGUAAAGUGAAUCGAUGAAUAAACUGUUAACUACCUAACAUUAUAUUCACUUCCAUUUUUGGAUCGUUGUUUAGGUGCAAUACACAAAAACUUUGCACUCAAUAACAUAUUUAGACACGUGGUGGGUUUUGCAUUUGUAACAGUGCUGAAAUGUAUCAAUUGUAUUCAUUUUGACUUUGUAUUACGAUCUAAAAGAAAUAAUUCAGUCAUCUGUUAAAUCAAUGCAUUGGCGUAACUUAAAAACUCUUAAUAUGUUCAUUUAAAUAAACUUAAGUUGCAAACGUUA
This is a messenger RNA of Triplophysa rosa, 2590 nucleotides long. Its product is annotated as stonustoxin subunit alpha-like. Gene Ontology annotation, molecular function: protein binding. The record is from RefSeq and is a predicted model, not a curated record. Bases 413 to 1117 code for a protein of 234 amino acids. The transcript has 4 exons. NCBI's taxonomy places the organism in Eukaryota, Metazoa, Chordata, Actinopteri, Cypriniformes, Nemacheilidae.